AGCCAAAGUCUCUCUCUCUCUCUCUCUCUCUCUCUCACACACGCACUCACUCCGUCUCUCAUGUCAUGUCAUGUCAUGCAAGUAGCACCUAAGCUUUUAAGUUUUUAACCCCUCUCAGCGCUCUCUCUCUCUCUCUCUCUCUCUCUCUCUCUCUCACACACACUCACUCCCUUCACCCCACGACAUUUGUUUAAUUGUGUCACUUGGCCAGCUCAUUCACAUCCCAAAAACACACUACUCCAACACCAAACCACCCCCUCUCUCUUUCGCUCUCUAUCUCAACGUAUUCUCCACCAGAUCUCCGGGAGUAAUCCCAUAAAGAUGCGUGUUUUUCCAGCCCUUCCUUUGGUAUAUAGGCUUUAGACCUGUUAUAAAAUCCCUCAGCCAACAACUUCGAUAUUACCCAUAUGCUCUUUUCUUUUUGUUGAUUCGAUUUUUUUUUCUCUCUUCUUUGGGGUUUCUGGCUUCUCUUCCUUUCAGGAAACCUAAUAAGGAAAACAGUGUGCGUGUGUGCGUGUGUUUUUGGUAGAGAUACAGCGUCUGCUGGGAUCUUGUUUGGAGAGAGAAAAUGGAGAAUGAAAUAGAAAGAGAGAGUGGGUCGAUGAUCUUUAGCGAUGAGGAGUUGAUAGAGGUGAGUGGAUUGAAGAAAGGAAGAGAUUUUAUAGAAGUCACAUGUGGGUGUACCAGUCAUAGAUAUGGUGACGCUGUUGGCAAGCUUAGGGUUUUCUCUAAUGGUGACCUUGAAAUCACCUGUGAAUGCACCCCUGGUUGCAAUGAAGACAAGUUGACUCCUGCUGCAUUUGAGAAGCAUUCUGGAAGAGAGACGGCCAGAAAGUGGAAGAAUAAUGUUUGGGUGAUAGUUAAUGGGGAGAAGGUUUCUUUAUCAAAGACUGCAUUGCUGAAAUACUACAACCAAGCGUCUAAAAAUGCCAAUGGUACUAACAGAUCCCAUAAUGGAAGAGUUUGUCACCGUGAUGAGUUUGUUCGCUGUAGCAGGUGUAACAAGGAGAGAAGAUUUCGAUUGCGGACAAAAGAGGAAUGUCGAAUUCACCAUGAUGCUUUAGCAGAUGUGAAUUGGAAAUGUUCAGAUCUUCCAUAUGACAGAAUAACUUGUGAUGAUGAAGAAGAACGAGCAAGUCGCAGGGUAUACAGGGGCUGCACCCGUUCUCCAACAUGCAAGGGUUGUACUUCCUGUGUGUGCUUUGGGUGUGAAAUCUGUAGGUUCACUGAUUGCAGUUGCCAAACUUGCAUCGACUUCACUAGGAACGCCAAAGUUUGAGUCCUUGUAGAGGAUGGGUUCUUUAUUUGCUACUUUUGUUUGAGCCCAUACCCACUGAAGAAGCAAAAGCCUCCAUUCCUAAAGACAUAAAAUCUUGUUUCAUGUUAUUAGACUCUUUAAAAUUUGCCAGUCCCUGCCUUCAGCCUUCAUGCUGCUUAUUGACUGGUUUCAAAACUUUAAAUUAAUUAAAUUUGAUCUCCACAUUAAUGUUUGUUUGGUCCA
Messenger RNA from Gossypium raimondii (Peruvian cotton), 1501 nucleotides. RefSeq names its product protein ULTRAPETALA 1. Gene Ontology annotation, cellular component: nucleus; cytosol. Gene Ontology annotation, molecular function: DNA binding. The transcript has 3 exons. The coding region runs from base 569 to 1279 and encodes 236 amino acids. The record is from RefSeq and is a predicted model, not a curated record. Lineage: Eukaryota; Viridiplantae; Streptophyta; Magnoliopsida; Malvales; Malvaceae.